Magnusiomyces paraingens is the source of this 522-nucleotide messenger RNA. RefSeq lists its product as uncharacterized. Lineage: Eukaryota; Fungi; Ascomycota; Dipodascomycetes; Dipodascales; Dipodascaceae. The record is from RefSeq and is a predicted model, not a curated record. Bases 1 to 522 code for a protein of 173 amino acids. Gene Ontology annotation, biological process: mitochondrial electron transport, NADH to ubiquinone. The transcript is spliced from 2 exons.
AUGUCUGGCAGAGAAGUCGUCAACGAUCACCACCUCCUUAUCGACAAGACCCCCCUUCCUGAUCACAUCCCCCAGGUUCCUGAGGUCGGCGCUACAACCGCUCCUCUGCUGUCAGCCUCAUUCUUCAUUGGCGCCCGAUGCCUUCCAUACAACGAUGACUACAUGUUGUGCAAGAAGGAAUCUAACGGCAACGGUGAGAUUGACUGCCUGAAGGAGGGCCGAAGAGUUACCCGCUGCGCCAUUUCUGUUCUUGAAGAUGUCAACAAGCACUGCCUCGAAGAAUUCAGACUCCACUGGCAGUGCCUUGAACAACAAAACCACCAAUUUUCCGGCUGCAGACCGGCAGAGCGUCUCCUCAACAAGUGUGUUUUUGACAAGUUGAAAUUGGAGAAGACUAUCCCUGGAACCCCAGAAGGUCAGGUCCCCAUUCACCUUAAAGAGAAGCCCAUCAUCCGACCAAAUACUGAAGAUUACGCUUCCGUUAAGGCUUACCAAAAGGCCAAGGCUGACGGUCUUUUAUAA